Messenger RNA from Hermetia illucens (black soldier fly), 1772 nucleotides. Its product is annotated as peptide transporter family 1. Gene Ontology annotation, biological process: transmembrane transport. The coding region runs from base 209 to 1717 and encodes 502 amino acids. Gene Ontology annotation, molecular function: dipeptide transmembrane transporter activity. The transcript has 10 exons. Lineage: Eukaryota; Metazoa; Arthropoda; Insecta; Diptera; Stratiomyidae. Gene Ontology annotation, cellular component: membrane. The record is from RefSeq and is a predicted model, not a curated record.
UAGGGUCUUGACUCAGUCUUGUUCGUGUUUUCAAAACAUUACAAUCUUGGGCGCUCAUGUGACUAGCAUAGUUGUACGGGUUAUAGUCCAAGGGGAAGCAAUGUAUUACAUAGUACGUUGUCCACCAGUACGCACAUGCCCCAUAUAGCCACACAACUACAUACGUGCAGCUCCUAUCGUCUGGAAAAGGAUUUAAUUUUCUAAUAAAAUGCUACGAGUGCUUUAUCAAAGUGAAGAGGUGUUACCUCUCCUUGCCUCUGAGAAAAAAAGCUCUAACGAAGUCAAUGUCGGUGAACAAGUGAUCGCUUAUCCCAUAGCUGUUAUAUUCGUGCUCAUCUCCAAAUUUCUGGAGGCGCUAGGUGCUAACGGAAUAAGAACUGUACUCGCUCUCUAUCUGCGGGACGACCUUUACGUGUCGGAAUCACUAGCCACUAUCAUCCUGCACAUAUUCAACUUCUUCAGUCAAUUUUGCCCAAUUUUUGGUGCGAUCUUAGCUGAUAGUUAUAUUGGGAAUGUGAAGUCCAUUUCUUUCUUCUUCGUUUUGUAUGCGUUCGGAUGGAUCGGAUUAUUUGCUACAUCGUUUCCAGUUCCAGUUUCGGUGAUUCUGCCAGUAAUCGUCUCCUUACUAUUCAUUGCAACAGGGAAUGGAAGCAUUCGUGCCUGCGUCACAUCGCUUGGUGCUUUACAAUUCCGAUUACCCGAACAAAGUGAUGAUCUCGCCAAGUAUUUCUCACAUUACUACUUUGCCUACUAUGCGGGUAUAUUUUUAAGUAAAAUUCUACCACCUUCAAUCCGAUCUCAUACAAAGUGCUUCGGAAAAUCUGACUGUUAUCCAGCAGUGUUCGGAACGCUGGCAUUAAUAUUUUUCACAUCAUGGAUGGUGUUUCUUUAUGGGAAGCUUUACUAUCGACGAGAAUAUCCUGCUCAAGAGAACAUCGUCUUACGGGUCUGUGGAUGUAUGAAGCAUGCAAUAAGGACGCGAUUGAGCGGUGUCAACUUAAACAAAGCCCAUUGGUUAGAUUAUUCUGUAGAUAAGUAUGAUGUCCAAUUCGUGGAAGACGUAAAGCAACUGAUUAAAGUUGCCCAAUUGUUUCUUCCAUUACCAAUCUAUUGGGCUAUGUUGGCCCAACAAGACUCUAGUUGGACAUUCCAAGCCACGCAAAUGAAUACCCAAAUUCUAGGGUACCGACUCGAACCAGAUCAGGCAAAAGCAAUGGGACCCAUAUUUUUAUUUACUUUGAUCCCCCUGUGGCAAUAUUUGGUAUACCCAGUUUUAAAUCGUUGCGGCAUUUUCAUCCAUCCUUUACAUAGCGUCGCGAUUGGAGGAUUGUGCUCUGCGUUCAGUUUCAUAUUUUCCGGAUUUCUUCAAGUACAGAUUGAAAAUAGCCCACCGCAAACAUUGCACAUAAUAUGGCAAGCGCCUCAGUUCAUGAUGCUUAUGUUGGGAGAACUAUUUCUUUCUAUCCCAGGAUUGCAAUUUGCCUUCACUCAGGCACCUGCAUCCAUGAAAUCUGUGUUAACUGCUAGUUGGUUCGUGAAUAAUGCGGUUGGCAAUCUUAUCGUUGUAGCUAUAACGGAAUUCAAGUUUGUCAAUUUACAGAGUUCCGAAUACUUCAUUUACGCUAUUAUGAUGUUUGCAAGUAUGAUAGUAUUCACAAUAAUGGCAUGUGAUUAUAUUAAAAGUAGAAUAAGUCCGACACCCAGCGACAAUCCCUAGUAACGAUUAAGUCACUAUUAUAUGAAUAAAUGCGUAUAUAUUUGAAAUUUUUUUA